Molecule: messenger RNA, 270 nt
Organism: Microthlaspi erraticum
Lineage: Eukaryota; Viridiplantae; Streptophyta; Magnoliopsida; Brassicales; Brassicaceae
Source: the annotation of a GenBank genome assembly
AUGGACUUCUCCGUCAAACCUCCCGGCGGCUCACCUUCUCCGUCGUCUUCCACGUCUUCCUCUACUCCUCACCGUUUGAAAUCCGCCGGACACCUACCGCUACUGCUGCCGCUGUCUAAGGAAUCUCCUCCGACCGAGAUCCAAUGCAUUCUUGGUGGGAAUCAGUCUCCAAGCAGCGCUCUCGCAUCCUCUCUCUGUCUUCUCUACUCUCCGGCGAUUCUCAUUCGGAAGACGUCGACGGAGUCCGAUCUCUUCUUUAGCAGAUUCUGA